Messenger RNA from Pararge aegeria (speckled wood butterfly), 2436 nucleotides. RefSeq names its product IQ and AAA domain-containing protein 1-like. The transcript has 11 exons. The record is from RefSeq and is a predicted model, not a curated record. NCBI's taxonomy places the organism in Eukaryota, Metazoa, Arthropoda, Insecta, Lepidoptera, Nymphalidae. Bases 1 to 2436 code for a protein of 811 amino acids. Gene Ontology annotation, molecular function: ATP binding; ATP hydrolysis activity; protein binding.
AUGUCAAAUAAAACAUACAAUGACUUAAUUUGUGAUACAUCAGAAUUAAUAGUUGAAGCAACGCAAGCGGACGAAGCGGUUUUCGAAGCUGGCAGCGCUGAAAGGUCAACUUUCGAGCCCUUGUUAUCUGAUUUACGUAUAAGAUAUACGGUGCUAUUGUCUAGACUAGACGCGGUGUACGACCAACUCCUGCAGCCGCAAAAGCGCUUGAUUGUCAAACGACUACUUGAAGCUUGUUUGGGACGCCUUUUAGAAAUAAAACACGAUCUGGUUGAACUUCAUCUAUCAGAUUUAACUUACGACGAUGAUGAGGUACUUGUUAAACUUGGAGUUACGCCGCAUGAAGCAGAGCCAUGUGUUCCUCAAUAUUUCGUUAGAGAAAGAGAAGAGGAAAUUGAAAAGAAACGCUAUUUUAUAACCGAUACAUUGAGGAAGCUUGGUUAUGAGCCUCCUAAACCACGAUCUUUGGUGCUAACUGAACAACAAGCUGUCAUUAUAAUUCAAAGCCAUGAGAGGGCAAGACAAGGAAGACUUAGAGGCCAGUUUAUGAAAGAAAUUCGUCUUUUAAAAGAAAAGGGUCGAGAUCAAAAGGGGGAGAUGUCAGCUUCAGCAGCAACAGCUAUUCAGCGGGUUUGGAGAGGUUUCAUAGCAAGAAGAGAUACAAAAAGAAGAAAACAUGAGGAACAACUCCUGAUAGGAAUGAAAUUAGCCCCCUAUUCGGAAUCGAAGGCAAUAAAAAAAACAGAAGAAGUUAAAGAAUUACGUCGUAAGGUCCAAAAACAGUAUGAACAAGAAUACCAAGACGCAUUAGAAAGAAUCGAAGAGCAACUGCGAAAUCAGCACGGAGUUAAAAUAAAUGAACGCAUCGGAGAUGAACUAAGAAGAUGGAUUUCAGAAUACUUUGAGAGAACUGGAAAAUUUCCUGAAUUUCCUUCAGAAGAUGGUGGUGGUAGCAGAGCAAUGUUUAGUAGACAAGGUACAGGGAUGGAUAGUGAUCUAAGUAAAUCGUCACCUGUUUCUUCAAAGGAUUCGAAAAAAAGCAAAGAGAGUAAAGAUAAAAAGAAUAAUAAAGUAGAAGAUAACAAAAACAAAGAUGAAGCGGAAGACUUGAAGUCUUUUAAAUGUUCUACUUCAGCGUUUUUAAAAGAUAUUGUUAGCGCCAACGAAGAAUACGAAGAUAUAUGGAAAUUUAGAGAAGAAGAUAUAAAAAACGAAGAAAAAUGUGACAAAGAUAUGAUAGAGAGAGAAAAAAUGAUAAAGAUAGAACAAGAAAUUCGAAACAUUGUUGAUGAUAUGAUGCGAAGCGAGUUAGAACUUUUACAGGCAGCGUUGGAUAGAGAUAGAGCUCACAAAGGAAAAAAAGCUAAAAAACCACAAAAGAAAGUACGACGUGGAGGUAAAAAGAGCAAGAAAAAGAAGGAAAAAGAUUUAACGCCCGAUCGAACCACUGAAUCACUUUUUGAAGAAUUGGUAACCAAUGGAAUCAUACGUCCAUUUCCCUUAGUAAAAAUCGAUGAUUUCAUAGGUGAGAAAAGCUUUGUUGCAUCGGAUUGUAAGAGUCAGGGUCAAGAACCAUUACCAUGUUUAGGUGAUAUACGUCAACUGGUAAAGGAAUUCUGUAUACUUCCUCUUGGAUCUGAACACGUGAGGACCAAUUCACCUCUAGUAAGAUCAGUACUCAUUUCAGGUCCAUCGGGAAGUGGAAAGAAAAUGUUAGUGCAAGCAAUUUGCAGUGAAACUGGAGCCACACUUUUUGAUUUGACACCAGGAAAUUUAGUAGGAAAAUAUCCAGGCAAAUCGGGACUAAUAAUGCUGAUACAUCUCGUUAUGAAAGUAUCAAGACUUCUUCAACCAUCAGUACUAUGGAUGAACGAUGCCGAAAAACCUUUUGUGAAGAAGAUACCAAAAACAGAUAAAACAGAUCCGAAAAGGCUUAAGAAAGAUUUGGUAAAGAUCAUUAAAGGAAUUUGUCCAGAAGAUCGUGUUUUAUUCGUGGGCACAUCUCGAACACCAUGGGAAGCAGAACAAAAGCUCCUUUUCCAAUGUUAUUCAAAAGUCAUACAAAUUCCGAGGGCUGAUUAUGGAAGUAUAUCUUUGAUGUGGCGUACGUAUUUGCAUAAAGCUGGUGCCUUAUCACCUAAAUUAGAACUAUCGUGUUUGUCAAGAGUCUCUGAUUCUUAUACGAUCGGUACUUUACUAGCAGCAUUGGAUACAGUUCUGACCACGAAAAGACGUCUUCAGUUAAGAGUCAGAGCAUUCACUGCACAAGAAGUUGCUGUACAACUCAGCUCUUUUGAGCCAGUUUAUGUUGAGCAUGAUAUGGCGGCCGAAUCAUGGUGGUCAAAAACUCCAAUGGAAAAGAGGAAACAAAGAGUUAUGCAAAGAUUGCUGGAGUUAGAGCAGGAGAACGAAGAAAGAGCCGCUGCGGGAAAAUAA